CUACUUGCUGGUAUACAGUUUGAAGUAAGAAGGAGCGAGAGAGAAAGAGAAUGGGGAAGAAAAACCAGCAAAAGAAGCUCCAGAGUACGGUCGAGAAAGAAGAUCGAGAAGAGCUCCUGAAUACUCUUGGAGAUUUCACGAGCAAGGAGAACUGGGACAACUUCUACAAAAUCAAAGACGCUUUCGAGUGGUACGCCGAGUGGCAUGAGCUCCGAGCUCCUCUACUAUCUCAUUUACCUUCCCUCGACGACGGAUCCUCAGCUUCCUUGCAAAUUCUUGUCCCUGGUUGCGGCAAUUCCCGUCUUUCUGAAGACCUCUAUGACGCCGGAUUCAAGGCUAUAACAAAUAUUGACUUCUCCAAGGUCGCUAUCACCGAGAUGCUGCGACGAAACGUUCGUUCCCGUCCCAUUAUGCGAUGGCGCGUCAUGGACAUGGCCGAUAUGCAGUUUGCAGAUGAGACUUUCGAUAUUGUUCUUGACAAAGGAGGAUUAGAUGCUCUGAUGGAGCCUGGGAAGGGAACUGUGCUGGGGAGUCAAUAUUUGUCAGAGGUGAAAAGAGUGUUAACUUCUACGGGGAAGUUUAUCUGUCUCACCUUGGCUGAACCUAAUAUUAUAGGUUUUCUCUUUUUCAAGUUCCGUCAUGGGUGGAAUGUAACUGUUUAUUCCAUACGACCCAUAUCUCAGAAGUCAAUGAAUAAAUUUGACUUGUACACUUUUAUGGUGGUUGUUGAGAAAGACAAAUCAGCUAUAUUGCCUCAGAUCUCAUCAAGACUUGACGAUUCUUAUCUAAAUCAUAAUGUCAUUCAGGCUCGUGGACUUCUUGAGGUGCUUGAAAAUGAGAAUAAAUUCCGUACAGAAUAUUCAAAUAGCCCUGAUUUAGUGUAUGCAUUUGAAGACUUGCGAUUGGGAGUAAAAGGGAACUUGGCAGAACUUAACCCAGGACAACGCAUCAAGCUUAAUUUGGGUGAACCUGGUAAAUCUUGUUUCUGUUACAAAGCUGUACUCCUUGAUGCUCAAGAGCCGUCUCCAUCUUUUGAAUAUGUUUGUGGCGUAUUCAUUGUACCAAAGUCUAGGAGUCAUGAGUGGCUUUUUGCUUCAGAAGAAGGUCAAUGGAUGAUUGUUAUAAGCUCAAAAGCUGCUCGCCUUAUAAUGGUAUUUUUAGAUGCCUCUCACACUUUAGGCAUGGAAGACAUUCAGAUCGAUCUUUCUCCUCUGGUAAAGCCACUGGCACCUGGUGUUGCUGAUGCUUUUCAAAUUCCGUUUUUGGGAGCAGGAGAUGGUAUUAAGCAACGUAAAGUGAUUUAUAAGGUUAAAUCUCCCUUGACUGGAACAAUUGUCAUUGAAGAUGUGUUGUAUGCGAAGAAUUGUGACAAGAACAACUUGGAGCCCACAGAUUUAGUAUUCCGUCGCCUUGUUUUUGAAAGAAUGGAGAAUCUGGUGCAGUCUGAAGCUUUGUUAAUAAAAAAUUCUGCGGAGGUUCUUGACGAGUUAAAUGAGAAGAAAGCCAACACAUCAUCCAAAACUGGUAGAAAAGGAAGGCAAGCGCAAAAUGAUGAUCAAGAUUUAAAUAUUGACGAUUGGAGCAAUAAUAACAAUGUUGACCUGAACUACUUGGCAAGUGAUUAUCAUACUGGAAUAAUAUCUGGUUUAGCAUUGAUUUGUCCAUUGCUGGAAAGUGCAGCCUCAAAUGGAAGAAUGGUUAAAGCCAUUGUAAUUGGGCUUGGAGCUGGCCUGCUUCCUAUGUUCCUACAUAAAACAUUGCCCUGCUUGCACAUAGAGGUUGUAGAGCUGGAUAUUGUGGUUUAUGAUGUUGCAAAAGGCUUCUUCCAAUUCAAAGAAGAUGCAAAACUUAAGGUACAUAUUACAGAUGGUAUCGAGUUUGUUAGGGAAUUGGCAAAUUCCGGAAAAGGUGAAGAAGGAAAAGACUCUUCAAAUGAAAACAAUAAGACGGAUAUACUUAUUGUGGAUGUCGACUCUGCAGAUUUAAGUACUGGAAUGACUUGCCCAGCGGCUGAUUUUGUGGAGGAAUCUUUCUUAUUAGCUGCUAAAAGAUCUCUUUCUGAGCAAGGUCUCCUCGUGAUCAACUUGGUUUCAAGGUCGCCGUCCAUGAAAGAGAUGGUUGUGUCGAGGAUGACUAAGAUUUUCAAGCACUUAUUCUGCAUUCAGCUAGACGAAGACGUGAAUGAAGUUCUAUUUGCUAUAAACUCAGAGGAAGAGGAUGUCACGGAGGAUCGCUUGGAGAAAGCCUCGGCCCGUAUGCAGGAACUCUUGAAUAUUGAAAACGAGGAAAUCAGUCAAACCAUUAUCGAAGCUGCACAGAAGAUCAAGCGCCUUCAUUAAAAAAGGUGAUCCCUAUACCAACGGUGCGGUUUGGGAUUCGGAAAAUUUGUGCAAUUCUAUACGUUAGUUUGCUUUGUUUUGCUACAAAUGUGUUCUUUUUGUACUAUUGAAAUUUAUUUCAUUCUGUUA
This is a messenger RNA of Impatiens glandulifera, 2468 nucleotides long. Its product is annotated as eEF1A lysine and N-terminal methyltransferase. Bases 51 to 2339 code for a protein of 762 amino acids. The transcript has 16 exons. Gene Ontology annotation, molecular function: S-adenosylmethionine-dependent methyltransferase activity. Lineage: Eukaryota; Viridiplantae; Streptophyta; Magnoliopsida; Ericales; Balsaminaceae. The record is from RefSeq and is a predicted model, not a curated record.